GUUCCUUGUCAUCUUGCUCCCUACAUUGAUGUGAAUCGACAUCGACGCUGAACCAUAUCCUCCUACCUCCAUUAAGAGCUUCGAACUCGUCUCUUCUGCUACCAGCACUACGUUUUGACGUAUAUGCGCGAACCUCGACAUCUUCUGCAACCUCUCAACAUUCCAACAAGUUGCCAACUACCUUAAGAAGUACCAUCGCAGCGACCGUCCACACGACCAAAACCCUCGCCUUCGACCCAUUACAUUCCCACCGCCAACAACGUCACAAUCCCUUGCCUUGACAUACUUUUACUCCGUAUUGUCCAUACCAAGCCCGUCCACCGUCACGCCAGGGACGAUAGUCGCCAACCCACACCUGGCAUUAGUAUAACGCACGCUCUUGUACUAACAUCUUCAUCUCUUGUGAUUGAAGAACAGUUUCCGUGUGAGAGCCAGAGAACUCACUGUACAGCCAACUAACACCACAGCAAUGGGGUCUUUUGCGCACCCCGUCGCCGCUUCGUCGCCAAUCAUAGCAAUCUCCCAGCACGCGCCACCGCCAACCAAGUUCGCCAUGUCCCCUUUUGAACAGGCAGGUGCGCAGGAUAUCGCCCCCGCGCCUGCCGAGGGUCGCAGGAUGGCCGGUCGCAAACGAUCCAGAGACGAGGCAGCGCCAAAUCUCGCGGAAGAGGCACCCGAACCUGCCCAAGAGGUGGAGGCAGGCUGGGAAUAUGGCGAGGGCAUGGUGCUCAUCAAGCCGGUCCAGGGCUACGUUGCCGAUGCCAGUAGCCAGUCAGGCACCUGGGUAGAGGAACAGAAGGCACGCGACCAGGCCGCGGCUGCAACCGUCGUUGCUUCCCAGCGUCCAGAAAUACGAAGCAACAAGUCACAGCGAAUGGACCACCCUGCCGCCUCUUCUCCCGGCACAAUUCCAGUCGUCAACGGCAGAGGAGUCAUGGCCAUGGACAAAGCUUCGGGGCAGCAAAUUGACCUCGCUGAGCCUGCGACGACUUCGGCGACCGACAAUGCUUCACAUCCAGUUGUGGACGACUUUACACUGCACCUCGGCAUCGGCUGGCGCAAGAUCAGUCAAGACGAGCACAUACAAGCAGCAGCUCGAGGAUGGUCCCGCUACAUCGAGAAUCACUACCCAUUGUCCGCGGUCACACUUCGAUUGGAGAGCCGAGGCCUACAAGCCUAUUUGGUGGAGGCAACGGAGGGCUUCUUUCUUUUCGCUGAGGACUUGCGACAGGGCCAACUCGUAAGCACAAGGGCGGACGUGGCGCUACAGAACCUCAAGUGCUCGCCGCCUGUAUUUGAGGGCACCGAGGUCCUGACAGCUGCUGAAUCCCCCGGCGCUACGGCCCCAAGCGACGCCGCGCCGACCUUCAGGGUCGGGUUGCAGACGGACACGGUGAUGAACUGA
Molecule: messenger RNA, 1405 nt
Organism: Verticillium dahliae VdLs.17
Lineage: Eukaryota; Fungi; Ascomycota; Sordariomycetes; Glomerellales; Plectosphaerellaceae
Exons: 1
Coding region: 554-1405 (283 amino acids)
Source: RefSeq, a predicted model, not a curated record